This is a messenger RNA of Phytophthora sojae, 1050 nucleotides long. RefSeq lists its product as hypothetical. The transcript has a single exon. Lineage: Eukaryota; Oomycota; Peronosporomycetes; Peronosporales; Peronosporaceae. The annotation marks the transcript as partial. The record is from RefSeq and is a predicted model, not a curated record.
UCCCCUCCGGCGGGCGCCACGUGCCUCACGGUGCCCGCGGACCGAGGCUUCAAGCAGGAGCACGAGCUCGGCAUGCCCGAGAUGUCCAUCGAGCUGGCGCCCAACCAGCUGGGCUUCAGCAAGGGGCUCGACAUGAGCUACGCGUCGUCGCGCUCGAGCGCCGCCAGCAACCAGUACAGCGCCAGCGUCGCCAGCUCCACGGACAGCAGCGUCUUCAACACGCAGGGCGGCGUGAGCCCCACGUUCAGCAGCCGCAAAAUGGCCAGCUACUCGUACCAGUACCGCGAGUCGGAGGAGGGCGGGGCCAACGCCAACGCCAAGAGCAGCAACACGCUCCACCUCACGGGACUGAUCGGCAACGGCAGCACAGCAAGCGGACGCGGAGGCGCCACCCCCAAGCGCGCGCCCGGAGGCCGCAAACUCUCGGCCCCGGACGAGUACGCGGAGCUGGCCACGACCACGAACGCUCAGCCCAAGGUCGACAUGAACGCCCACGAUCAGGCGCCUCAGGUGAUGCACGCCGACUUCAGACAGAGUUCCAACAUGAAUAUUAGCAUGGGGCCCGACACAGCAGCAGACAACCAGAGCUUCCUGGCGCCUCUGCCGACUCGCGCGGCGCCCGGAUCAUCCAAGAUGCAGGCGCGCGCGCCUAGCGACGUGCGCGCGUCCGAGGUGAGCAUGGGCCCCGACUCGCCCGUGGGCCGCGGCAAGCGGACAGGAUCCGUGUACGACACGAUCCCGAACCUGGCAGGCGAGAAGAUGGCCGCGUCGUACCGCAGCUCCGAGGACCCGCGCGAGAUGUCGACGGCGUCGUUCCUGUCCGAGUCGUCGGUCUCGUCCACUUCAACCAGAGACAGCGUGGCCACGUCCGCGCGCAGCUCGGCGUACGUGUCGUCCAUGCCGCUGCUGCAGCAGCUCUCGAGCGCCGAGGACAGCGACUACGGCGACGACCUGUCGUCCGACCGCUCGUCGGACAGCAACAACGCGCGCCCGGGCUCGCUCAUCGCGCUCAACCUGGAGGCCAAGGACGGCUGCAGUGAGAUCGCCAUC